AUGUCUGUCGCACGCACCGCCUUUGCUCUUGCGAGGCGGGCUCCUCUGCGGGCUCCCAUCCGCCGAACCUUCGCUACCUCCUUCGUCCGAAAAUCGGACAAGUGGGAUCCUAAGCCUGGCGACCCCGAGGCCAAGCUACUUCCUUUCGAAGAAAUCAAGAGCGAGGCGGAUCUGCUACCUCCUGGUGCAAAGCCCGGCACUAUUCCCACCGAUCUCGAGCAAGCGACUGGUCUUGAGCGUCUCGAAAUUCUUGGAAAGAUGCAGGGCAUUGACAUUUUCGACAUGAGGCCGCUACCCUCCGACCGCACUGGAACCUUCGAGGAUCCAAUUGUGGUUGACUCCGCCGGCGAGGAGCUCCAAUGUGGCUGCACUGGCUCACCCGCCGACUCUCACCUGGUUCGCUGGGUUGUGGUGUCUCGUGACCGCCCCUACCAGCGUUGCGACGAGUGCGGAAGCGUAUACAAGAUGAGAUAUGUUGGGCCGCCCGACGACCCACACGACCAUCAUCACCACCAUGGCGUCUCGGAGCCCAAGACGAUGGCCGAUUAUGUCAAGGAGGAUUACUGGUAUAGAUGA
This is a messenger RNA of Cyphellophora europaea CBS 101466, 576 nucleotides long. RefSeq lists its product as uncharacterized. Gene Ontology annotation, cellular component: mitochondrial envelope. Bases 1 to 576 code for a protein of 191 amino acids. Lineage: Eukaryota; Fungi; Ascomycota; Eurotiomycetes; Chaetothyriales; Cyphellophoraceae. The record is from RefSeq and is a predicted model, not a curated record. Gene Ontology annotation, biological process: mitochondrial electron transport, cytochrome c to oxygen. The transcript is spliced from 5 exons.